CUUCCUCUCUGGAGCCACAAAAGGCUGAAUGCAACUUCCCCCUUCUUUUUUACAUGUGCAGUAACACUCUUUUGACACCUGUAAACAGACUUUCAUGUGUCAAUUUGGUGGAGUUUCCCUUUAAGUUUUUUUUUUUUUUUUCAAAGAGGUCUCAGGGUACCAUCAGUAACUACAUUAACCAAAAAUGUAACCACAUCUUACCCUCAGACUUCUGCACAUUUCAUAUCACUGCAUACUGUCUCAAAAACAACUUAUGGAGUGUCCUUCCAACGGUUCACUACAGUAGGCUAUAACAAGCUGAAAGGUGCAGUGUAUGCUCCAUCAACAUCCCAGAGUGUUUGGACAUCCCAGCAGGAGCAGCAGAGGAGAAGGAGUAGUAGUAGUCGGAGGAAGGAGACUGUUCCGCUUCGAUGGCCGGAGCAGUGAGGAGGCUGGUAAGAGGGGGUGGGUGAAGACAGACAAGACAACGCUCUCUCUCUCUCUCUCUCUCUCUCUCUCUCUCUCUCCACACACACACCGAGUGUGCGUGCGUCCCGCUCCGCUCCAGCACGGUUCGAAGAAGGGAGGGGAGGGAGAGACACUUGACGCAUCGGAGUGAGUGAGCACACCGACGCUUCACUUUCCAAUAUGCAACCUGCGAGACGCCACGCCGUCAGCUACUUGUGUUACUGACACACACACGCACACACACACACACACACAGAUAGAGAGAAAGAGAAAGAGAGAGAGAGAGAGGCGGGGAUGGAGGUACAGUAGUGGAGCCGCGCACAGCAGCACAGCGCGGCACGGCACGGCACAGCUCGUGAAUGUAGCGCUGCACAAAAGAAAGAGCAGCAUCUUUGCGCACAAGUCAGACGGAUAUUUUUUAUUAUUUUUUGGCCCGGAGCGACGCCGCGACUCGACAGUGAUGUCUGUGUGCCAAAUUCUGUUUAGUGACAAAAUACGGAUUAAUCUGAGGCUGUGAAUUCACUGCUGUGAGGACAGAUUGGGAAACCAGAAAGGUGCAAAUCGGAUUCCAUACGUUUGUGAUUGGAUGUGGGACUACUUUGACCCUACAAAAUUGAAGAUGAUGUUGCUAUGGAAACUGCUGGUGCUGCAGUCACUUAUGGGGUGCCUUGCAGAGAGCAGUGUCCUGCAGAGUCCUGUCUUUACCAAGCAGCCUGGCAGCAUUGUGUAUCCUGUAGAGACUCUGGAGAAAAACAGGGAGGUGGUGUUCAGCUGUGAAGCCCAAGGAAGCCCACCCCCCAUCUACCGGUGGAAACUGAAUGGCACAGAAAUCAAUCCCAAAUCUGGAUCUCACUACAGCCUUUCUGGAGGCAACCUAAGAAUCAGCCAUCUGAACAAAGACCAAGAUGCUGGAACGUAUCAGUGCCUCGCCUCCAACUCCUUCGGGACCAUCGUCAGCCGAGAGGCCAGUCUAACCUUUGCAUACUUGGAAAACUUCAAGACUCACAGAAGAAGCUCUGUAUCAGUGCGUGAAGGUCAAGGAGUGGUUCUGCUGUGCGGCCCACCCCCACAUUCUGGAGAUCUCGUGUUUUCCUGGAUUUUUAACGAGUACCCAACAUUUGUGAAGCAGGAUACACGCCGCUUCAUCUCACAGGAGACAGGAAAUCUGUAUAUCGCCAAAGUGGAGCCCUCAGAUGUUGGAAACUACACCUGUGUGGUGACAAACACUGUCACCAAGACCCGAGUCCAGGGUCCACCCACGCCACUAGUGCUCCGCAGUGAUGGUGUGAUGGGUGAAUAUGAGCCAAAGAUUGAAGUUCAGUUUCCAGAGGUUGUUCAUGUUGCCAAAGCAUCCACUGUAAAGCUGGAAUGCUUCGCUCUGGGAAAUCCAGUCCCGUCCAUAAACUGGAGGAGAGUGGAUGGUGUACCCUUCCCCAGAAAAGUGGACAUGAGGAAAGCCAGCGGCGUCUUGGAAAUCCCAUAUUUCCAGCAGGAGGAUGCUGGCACAUACGAGUGUGUGGCCGAGAACUCCAGGGGAAUGAACACAGUGAAAGGAAAGCUCUCUUUCUACGCCCCUCCUCAGCUCAUCGAGAAACCCCAAGAUGUCCAGAAGCUCAUCGAUGACUCGCUGGUGUGGGAGUGCAAAGCCACAGGGAAGCCGAAACCGUCUUACAGGUGGAUGAAAAAUGGAGAGAACCUGGAGUCUGCAGAGCGCGUACAGGUUGCCAACGGAGCGUUGUCAAUCAGCCGCCUGACCCUGUCCGAUACCGGAAUGUAUCAGUGUGUGGCUGGGAAUAAGCACGGCGAGGUCUACUCCAAUGCAGAGCUCCGAGUUAUAGCUGUUGCCCCAGAUUUCUCUCACAACCAACUGAGGAGCCAGACGCUGGUGAAGGUAGGAGGAGACGCGCUCAUCGAGUGCAGGCCCAAGAUGUCUCCUUGGGGUGCAGUCUCUUGGCGGAAGGGCAGCGAACCACUCCGAGAAAGUAACAGGAUCAACAUUCUGGGCAACGGUAACCUUCGUAUAUGGAAUGCAACCAAAUCUGAUGCCGGUCUCUACACUUGUGUGGCAAGAAACCAGUUCGGCGUGGCGAGCAGCACAGGAAGCAUCACAGUUAAAGAGCCAACCAUCAUAACCACGCUGCCAUCCACGUUGGACGUCACCGUGGGGGAAAGCGUGGUCCUGCCCUGUCAAGUGAGCCACGACCCGUCCCUGGAGCUCAAAUUCACCUGGUUCUUCAACGAGCAGCUCAUCCACUUUGGAAGCCACGGUGGAUUUUUUGAGAAAGUGGGCGGUCAGCAUUCGGCAGGAGACAUUAUGAUUCGAAAUAUCCAGCUGAGGCAUGCAGGGAAGUACACGUGUGCCGUGCAGACAAAGGUGGACAGCAUUUCCAUUGCUGUUGACUUGGUUGUCAGAGGUCCCCCGGGCCCCCCCACCAGCAUCCAUGUAGAAGAAAUCACUGAUACCACUGCCUCUCUGUCCUGGAGGCCUGGUCCUGAUAAUCACAGUCCAAUUACGGCAUACACCAUCCAGGCCAGGACACCAUUUUCCCUCGGGUGGCAGGCUGUCACCACAGUUCCUGAGGUGGUGGGGGGCCACCAGCUGACAGCUACAGUAAUAGACCUGAGCCCUUGGGUGGAGUAUGAGUUUCGAGUCCUGGCAAGCAACACCAUCGGGACCGGCGAGCCCAGCAAACCAUCUAAACAAGCAAGGACAAAGGGGACCUCUCCGAAGGUCACACCAGCUAAUGUGAGUGGAGGCGGUGGCAGUCGCUCCGAAUUAGUCAUCACAUGGGAGCCGGUUCCAGAAGAGCUGCAGAAUGGACCGGGGUUCGGCUACGUCGUAGCUUUUCGACCCCACGGGGCCACAGGAUGGAUGCAGGCUGCUGUGCCAUUAGCUGAGAUGUCCAAAUAUGUCUUUAAAAACGAAACCAUCCCGCCCUUCUCGCCUUUCCAUGUGAAGGUCGGGGUUUACAACAAUGAGGGGGAAGGGCCGUUUGGACCUGUUACCACUAUCUACUCCGCUGAGGAAGAGCCUGGCCGAGCGCCCACCAGGGUCCGAGCCAAGAGCCUCUCUGCGUCCGAGAUUGAAGUUUCAUGGAAAGCGCUGCCCUGGAAUGCCAGCAAGAAAAGAGUGCUGGGCUAUGAGCUGAGGUACUGGAGUAGAAGUGAAAAGGAGGACACGGCCAGCGUGCAAAGGACUGUAGGAAAUCAAACAUCUACUGUUAUCCGUGGUGUGAAAGGAAGCACCACAUAUUACAUCUCGGUGAGGGCAUAUAACACUGCUGGAACGGGUCCUCCCAGCACCACAGCCAACGUUACCACUAAAAAACCACCACCCAGUCAGCCACCAGUUAAAGUGAUGUGGAACACAUCAAACUCCAAGAUUAUAGUGAACUGGGAGCAGGUCAAAGCCCUGGAGAACGAGUCAGAGGUCACUGGUUACAAAGUGCUGUACAAGAAGAAUCGACACAGCCGCCCUAACGUCAUGGAAACCAACACCACCUCCGUGGAGCUCGCUCUGCCCACUGAUGAGGAUUAUAUCAUCCAGAUAAAGCCAUUUGGAGAGGGUGGGGAAGGCAGCAGUAGCAGGCAGAUCACCAUCCCAAGGAUACCAGGCCCCAAUGCCGUCGGCUCAGCAUCCAAGGUCUCCACUCUAUCAGCCCUCAGUACAAUAGCAUUGUCUUUCACAGCGCGGACAUCUUUAUGACAAACAGCUCCCAGCAGACGUUGCAUCUGAUGUGCAGACAGCUCUACAGCGAAACGCAAACACAGCCAACUCUGGUGUAACUACAUCCAUUCAUUUAGAUUUUAGAGGCAGAAGGAAAAUGCUGAUAAAAAAAUAAAUAAAUAAAUAAAAAAAUCCGCCAUUGAAAUGAGAGGUAUAGAGUCCCCUUCAGAGCCCAGGCUAAGUAAAGGAGAUUGACCGAUGUCGUGACUAUGUUGUUACCAAAGCAGCUUUCAUAAGAAAAAAAAAUUAAGAGAAAAAUGUCUUAUAUGCAUCUUUUUGUAUGACAUGUUGAGCUUUUAUAGAUUUUUUUCCUUAAUCAAUCUGAAGUCAGUCUGGGCUAACUGGGGUGAGAACAAUUAAGUGCAUGGCAAAAAACAUCAUCAAAUUUUCCAGUCUGGAGGUUAAGAAUGUGAUCACCUUUUGUCUUCUAAAAUAAGAUAAUACUUAUGACUUUGUUCCAAAAAGACCAGAGUAGGUUUUUUUUUUUGUUUUCUUCAAGUGAAUGAACUAUUAACUGUUACCUGUUACAUCUCUGCAUUUCUAGUUCUGCAUUAUUUAAAAAAAAAAAAAGAAAAAUCACUCGAAGGAAUGCAUGGACAUGUUGGGUGUUCGUCAUUAUUGGUCAUCUUACCAAGUACUGUAUGUGAAGAGAGGAAGAGAGAAUUAGCAUUUUAAAUAAUCUGUCACUAGACAGCACAUGCUGACACUUUACCACUAUGGCAAAGUGUCAGCAUUAGAAAACUGUCCAAAGUUAGCCAGCUAAAUUUGAUUCAUAAAGAACAUGGACUAAUAUUUUCUUUCAAUACAGUAUGUCAUACAUUUGCAGAAAACACAAAAAUAUCAACUCCAGGCUAUCCUGCCAGUCAAAUGCUAACUGGCACUAAUUACAGAAAGCAUAGGUUGGGUCUUAUUGCAAUACUCCAUGCCACAUAUGCAUUGAACUAUGAGUUAUUGCAUUUUUUUCUGCUGGUCCACACUGGCCCCUCUGCAGAAACAGUCCUCGUUCUGUGCAAAAAAAGGCCUUUUAAAGUCCAUUUUAAGCUAACAUGAGUUAGCGAGUUAGUGAAUCAUGUAGCUGUGUUUCAAAGUUCUGUUCUUUUUCGUGCAAAAUUUCCUGCUAGUCCCCAAGUUUGUUACGAAGAUAAUACAUCCACACCAGUACAAAGAUACUUGAUUUGCUAAGUGAAGAAUUCUGAAACCUCAUAUUAGCUUCUUCUUAACUAGAAGGACCGUAUAUUACAUUAUAACUGUACUCAGAAGGGAUCACUUUACAGCCAGCAUGGACAGACUGAUUACAGUGACCAGUAACUAUUUCAGAGUACAUGUGGCAUGAAAACACAGAAAAAUCCAAACCUUAACAUGCUGUUUAGCAUGCCAUGUUUUUAGUGCCAGUCCUCUUUGGGAAGGUGACCAAGAGCUCACACAAAAGUCAAUGGAGUCCAUAAAGCCAUCCAUGUGAUAGUUACUGAGCUUGUUACCAGAAAUAGCAUCGUGCUGUCCCCUGGGUUCCUCUACCUUGGCCAUUGAAUUGCACUGGUGACCGGACCACCCUUGUGGCUGUCUCAUGCUCCUCAUUCUUUCAGUUAGCCCUGUGUCUAGAGCUAUUCUUUGCCUUCUGUGUGCCUCAUCAUAUGUUCAAAAUCCUCAGGUCCUUAAAGAGCCUUAACUUAUCAUAUGUAUAUCAAAAACAUUAGAAACAUAGAAGCAGCUGCGGUGAUGUUUACAUGCUGCUGUGUUGAUAGAUUCUGUAUGUGGUCAGGAUUUGGGGGGGGCAGCAUCCUUUUUGCAAUUCUGAGGUUACAAAGGUUAGAAUGGCAUUCUGCUGUUUCGCACGGGAUAUUGGCAAUAUACGAGGGCCGUGUGCAUUUUUAUAGGUGUGUAUUCUUAAUAAAAGACGUUGCUGCUGAUCUUUUCCUUUUCCCAUUGUCUUCUGAUGCCAUGUGGGAGUGCUGUGCUACAGAGGUGCAGUGCAGUCUGUAUGUAGCUUGUAAUCCAGUUAAGUAGUUUGUACUUUGGAGGGAAGUGUACUGUAGGCUACUGGGUCUUGCUCAGAAUCAUGCAUCAAGAAAUGUGUAAUAUACUGUUUUGUACACUUCAAAUCAUUUAUAUAAAAUAACCUUUCUAAAGAGAUGAUUUACUUGGUUUUUAUGUAAUGACUCUGUUUCAUACUGUAGCUAACUGUUGCUCAGCAUGACUGUACUUUGUCCUCUCUCUCUUCUGUCCAUCUGCAAACCGACUGAAUGGCUUUAGGAACAUGCAAGGUUCAUGCAUCUGAUAGGUUUGUGUAUACUGUAUGUGUACCAUGACUGCUAAAUCGUGGUCAGCCCCAUGUCUAUGCUUCUGUCCGAGUCAGCCCCUCUGAGAUGUAUUGGCUCUCCAUAUACGCUCUACAUGAGGGUUUCCUCUGUUGCUGUUUGUUGUUUAUACUGUGUUAAUAAAGUUUAUUGAUUUAUAGAACAAUGUCAAGCUCUGUUGGUCCAUCCAUCAAUACAUAUGACCUACGCGAGAACUGACAUAUAGGAAUGCUCUUCCCCUGGCCUUGGCAUUUGUUCAGAAUUCAAUUGAAUGAGACCAAAUAUCUGGAUUUAACAGUUAAGGGGGGUCGAUACAUCUUGAAGAUUUAUUAAUGGUGUACUCCAGUCAUAAAGUAUUGAAAACACUGAAGCAGCAGAGGCUUACAUAUCCUGACUUUUAGUCACUGGAUCCUGCACUUCCCAUAAUGCAACAUUAGUCUCUGCAUGCCUUUUUAAAUGGCCACAUCUUCCAAAAUGUGCAUCCUAAUUUUGAAACACAGGCUUUCUGCUAAAAUUCUGGCCUUGGAUAACUGUGUAUGACACCACUAUGGAUUAUUUUCUUGAGACAGGAGGAGGAGACAUGAUAUGACUGUUUUCAUACGCUCAGAAGUACCCCUCAUGACUAGUAAAGACUGUGUAAAAUCUGUGCAAUGCUCCUAGUAUACCAUCUGUACUUUAGAACAGUCGUUUAAAAACAUAAAAUGCUGUAAAUCUAUGGCAUUUUCUAUAAAUGUGUGUGUGAAGUUUAAUAAAUAUGUCGAGUGAAGUUUGUUGGUUGCAGAAAAUACACUAGAUGGCACUAAGAGCACACAGUUACAGUACAUGUGCUGAAUUUGGCCACAAGGUGGCAAUAUAAAACAAAGGUAAUUUUCCUUUUGCUUCACUGCAAUCAGAAUACAUCACCAUUUAUCAUCCAUAUGUUACUAAAAACAUCAAUGUACUACAUAUAAUGCAUUAUUAAUGUAUGAAGCCAUAGACUUAAGUAAAAACAAUGCAUUUACCCCUGUUUUAACUCUUUAUAAUAGGUGAUUAAUUAAAGUGAUAUCCCCUCCCCCUCUGUUCAGAAUCAGAGACAGUCUUUGAUACUGAGACAUUUAUUUAUGCAUGUAUGUUUUCCAUUUAGACCGAAUGCAAAUACAGCAAAUACACACCACCAAGCACUAGGGGAAUGUAGAGCAAAAGGCAGUGGAGAAUUCAAGGUGGAGGCUAAACAGUGGAGCAGUUUGACGUUCUUCACGGGAAAAAAAUCCAUAUCCAUAAUCUGUACUAUGCUGGUUUUUAUACGUUAAUGGGGCCAAUAAGUGUUUUCAUCUUGUUGUGGACGAACAGUCCAGAUUCAGAGAGACUUCUUUGUCGCUACAGUCAAUGUCACAUUCUUUACAAGACACUAAUUCACUUUCUUGACAGCUCCUCCUCACCUUGGACUGAGAGGAGAGGUCGUUCCUACAUCUGUGGUUAUCAACAGCACUUUCAGCCGAGCACUGAUAACCGUAACUCCUGCGCCCAUAACCCCAACUCCAAACAUAAGGCACCCAUUCAUAGAACAUUUCUCUUACAUUUCCAUCCUUCAGAUUGUACUUCCUGCCUACAUCUCAUGAACCUAAAAAACACAUCCCUGCUCCUCUCGAUUUCUACAUAGUUUACAGGAUAAUACACAGGAGUAUGGAUUUAUAUAUAAAUACAGGCCGUCCACCCUUCAACUCACCACCUCACCCACAGUACACAGCUUCUCUCCUGUUGCCUACAGUUGUUUCUCUUUCAUCAGUAGUGUGUCCGAUACUACAGCAACUACAGCAAGGUUAUUUUUCAGUUUACAGUAUAUGUGCUGCUAUCACUGCAAGCAAGUGCCUUCACAACAGUCCAGUGUCAUAUGACCAGUAAAAAUAAAACGCAAAAUAGAAUAUACAAAUAAUCAGUCGUUUCCUCGGAGUCAUUAACAGCAGGUCGACAGUUUCAAGUCAGGGGAUGGGAGGAUUAGACGACAAGGGCGACAAAGCCAUGGUCACAAGUGUUGGAAAAGCUCCUUUGAAUAUCACUAACUCUGUGUUAUAGGUUUUGGUUAUGCUUCGGUACACAUGAGAGUUCACAGUUUUCUCCCUUUAGAGGACAGAGGAUAAGAAUAAUGGCUGCUUAUUGCAAAUCUCACAAGCAGUGCGCCUCACUGCUUCAGUUAACAGUAGCACAAAGUUAACAAUGACGGCAACACGGUAUAACAUGGGUCAGGCUCCAUCAGAUGGGUUUCUUAUGUACGAUAAGUGAUGCAUAGUAUAGUAUUAAAGGUCAUCCAGGAUAUAUGUUAUGUGACAGCCAAAAGGAUCUGUAGGUAGACGAUGUUUAAUGUAUGCCACACUAUGAGUCUCGGCUUUGUCUGUUAAGGGAGGAACAGAGAGGAAAAUGCACAGGCCUCACAUUCACCACUCCUAUAAAUACAAUUACAAACUCAUACACCAUAAGUUAAAAGAGUCAAUCCAACAGAAAACGAAAAAGUACCCAUGUUAAACUUGUGGUUUUGAACUUUUCAGGCAGUGUUUGUGAACAUGUUCAUAUAAUUCAAAAAAGCUGCUAAGACCAAAGUUAUUACAGCCCAGAUGAAUCACAUGACUGUGUGUAAUAUGAAAGUUGCGGUUCAUAGUAUCGAACCAUCAGAGAAUUAUCACUGCUGUUUCCCUACAUAGCGUUUUAGCCUCUUUAAGCUAAUUGUUUUGUUUUUAAUGGUCCUUUACUGAUUUAGUUCAACCUAGUGAGCACCAAACUGCAGACAAAGUUAGACAGGUGAACAAAGUGGAGACUUCAGUAGCUAAGGAGUCAAAUAUUUCCCUCAAGAGAAUGAGUAUUGGUCAUCCGUCUAUGCUGGAUGUUUAAAUAGAUAACUAUUUGCAACACGUGUGCCAUUAUUGUUGUUUUUACAGCGUGUUACGCUGCCACCAAGUGGCCAAAAAAAUGACUUAUAUCAGGUUCAAGGAAUAGACAUGAUGCUGAUAUACAUUUGCUUUGAAUGAACAGCACGCACACAACCAAAGGCCUGUCCCCCUGUUCACUGCAUUUCUCUUCAUUGCAUCACAACUUCCCAAUGUGGCAAACUAGUUCCCAGUUCGGGGUGAGGUCUCUCUCAUUAACUGUGUGAGAUCUUGAGUGAAACACAACAUCAAACAAAGUAACAGCACAAAAAUGAAGCUCUUUCAAAGAGGUUUUAGCGUGUUCCCACAUGACGGGUGAAACGUCCAGAAACACAAGAAUAACACAUAAACUCUAUUUCAUGAUGGAAGUCAGUAAAAUGAAGUAAGAAGAAAAACGAAAACAUAUCAUCACAUUUCUGAAAUGUAUUAGAUAAAACAUUAUUUAUAUUAAAAUUUCUCUAUAAAUCCUAUACCUGUGCCCAAAACAUGUGACCAGCAUUUCUUUAUGUAAAUGGCGUGUUGACACCAAAAUGAAAAUGGUAAGCGGGGGCAAGUGGGAUGAGGACAGUGAUGCUUGUACGUUGGAGACUGGAGCCAAAGCAGAGUUCUAGUUGUCCACCGAGGGGUUACACAACUGUCUUUCUUCAGCAGAGUCCAUCAACAUCACUUUGUGUCCACCACUCACUGGCCUAGUGAUUUUUACAGUUUCUCCGUAGGUGCUCAGUCCCAACAUCUCCGAGCUUCUUAUGGAAUUCAGAUGUGAAUGUGUCCGUGUAUUUUCUUUUCUUUUUUUCAUUCCCUCAGCUAUUUUGUAAUUGAAUCAUGCAGAUUAUAAUCAUCUGAUAUUAUACAUAUUUCAUAAA
This is a messenger RNA of Larimichthys crocea (large yellow croaker), 10228 nucleotides long. RefSeq names its product contactin 4 (gene cntn4). The record is from RefSeq and is a predicted model, not a curated record. Gene Ontology annotation, biological process: axon guidance; cell-cell adhesion; brain development. The transcript is spliced from 23 exons. Gene Ontology annotation, cellular component: plasma membrane; axon. NCBI's taxonomy places the organism in Eukaryota, Metazoa, Chordata, Actinopteri, Sciaenidae. Gene Ontology annotation, molecular function: cell-cell adhesion mediator activity. Bases 1034 to 4153 code for a protein of 1039 amino acids.